AUGCAGUACGGCGCGGCGGCUGAGCAGGCGUGGUACAUGCCGGCGGCGGCGCCGGUGCCGAUGGUGGAGAGCGCGGUGGCGCGGGUGGAGCGGCUGGCGUCGGAGAGCGCGGUGGUGGUGUUCAGCGUGAGCAGCUGCUGCAUGUGCCACGCCGUGAAGCGGCUCUUCUGCGGCAUGGGCGUGCACCCGACGGUGCACGAGCUGGACCUCGACCCGCGGGGGCGCGAGCUGGAGCGCGCGCUGGCGCGACUCGUCGGGUACGGAGGCCCCCCCGCCGCGUCUCCCCCCGUCGUCCCCGUCGUGUUCAUCGGCGGCAAGCUCGUCGGUGCCAUGGACCGCGUCAUGGCCGCGCACAUCAACGGCUCCCUCGUCCCGCUCCUCAAGGAGGCCGGCGCGCUCUGGCUGUAG
Messenger RNA from Oryza brachyantha (malo sina), 408 nucleotides. RefSeq names its product glutaredoxin-C3. The transcript has a single exon. The record is from RefSeq and is a predicted model, not a curated record. NCBI's taxonomy places the organism in Eukaryota, Viridiplantae, Streptophyta, Magnoliopsida, Poales, Poaceae. Bases 1 to 408 code for a protein of 135 amino acids.